AUGGCCUGCCAGGAAGAUGGAGGCAUCUACGCACAGGUCGUGGAGGCGCGCGUUGGGGUGAAGGAGUGGCUGGGGAGCGACGGCACAUCCACCAGCGACGUGGGCGGCGAGGAGGAUGCAUCCUCCUUCGGCGAAUCCGUCUUCGAGGAGCCGAUACACAUGGACGCGGAGGUCAUCAACAAGUUGUCUCAUCCACCGGAGAUGAGCCGUGAGCUCUUCGAGCAAGCGACUACCAUGAUGAAGCUUCUCUCCGAAGGACCAUCUCGAGCCGCGCACGUGGCCCUCCGGGGGCCACUGGCGAGCAGGCAGUCGCCCAAACCAGCUUGGGUGUGCAGUAUCGAUCUCCUCGUGCACCCAGGCCCCGACACCAGGGCCGACAUCCUCGUCCUGCGCCUGUCAACGCUCUGCAACCUCAAACCAUGCCACAUCGAGCGCAUGCCCAAGCUGUCAUCGGCACGUUUCAAGCUAGUGAGCUGGCCAGGUCUCAGCUUUCACUUCACCGUCGAGAUCACCUGCAUCGACCGAGAGGAUCAGUUCAACAGGCUGAUGGCCGCAGAAAGUGCUGUCCUUGACUUGACCACAGCUGCAAGGUGCAUGGUGGCGGCGGACCAGGGGAUGCCUGCGGAAGCUACACUGGAUGCGUACCUCCUCCUGGCACAGGCGUUUGCUGCACAGAUCCUGCCUGAACGGGCCAUGACGAGGCCACCCCGGUGUUUGUAG
Symbiodinium natans is the source of this 720-nucleotide messenger RNA. Lineage: Eukaryota; Dinophyceae; Suessiales; Symbiodiniaceae. The record is from the annotation of a GenBank genome assembly.